UUUUACUCCAUUUAGAGAUUUGGAUUUGGAAGCUGUGGCCACCAAAGAAACUGAAGAGUCAAAACAGGGAACUCACUCACAGUGGCUGGAAGAGAGACAAAGAGUGACGAGGAAGGAGCAUACGACUACACAGAAGUGGACAACAGUGCCAGAUCAUAUCAAGUCCAGGCAGAGUCCCAACUCCCGACGACACACCCACCAUUCUGCGCACACACUAAACACACAUUCAAGGUCGCACCAACACACACACGCACGCGCGUGCACACACUCAAAACAACAAUUCCUCAGCGAUGCCAAGAGGGCCUGCUCAGCUUGCUGCCUGCUCUGACAAGCGCCGCCCCCUCCCCUCCGACCCCUGAGGCCGACCCUCUUGAGCUGUGACCCUUCUGACCCAACCCCGUCGCCCUGGGAACGAGAGGUCCGUUCUCCUCCCAGCCGCCAGGGGGCGCCCUCGCGCAGACCCGGGAGCGAGCCGCUCUUAAAAACAUGGCUCCCAUUCGGGACUCCGUCAGCCACUCCCCUAAUCAAACAGGUCUGGAGCACCCCGGCCUGGACUCUCAGUAUGAGCCGUCCCCCUGGUCGACUGGCUCUCCCUGCGGCGGCGACGGCAACAGCAACUGGGACGCGGUCCUAGUGGAGGGCAGCGCCGACAAGCCCAGCAACCUCUCCUCCACCAACUCGUCCGUCUGGCCCUCCUCCUCCUCCUCCUCCUCCUCCUCGGGCUGCGGCUCGGGGUCGGACCCCGAGCUGGCGUCGGAAUGCAUGGACGCCGACUCUAGCUCCCCGCUGGGCUCCGAGAGGAACCUCGCCGCCGUCUCCACGACGACGGCGGCCAUGAUGUCACUGGCCAACGCCUCCGCCGCGUCGUCCUCCUCCUCCGCCGCCGCCCCCUCCUCCUCCGUGACCACCGCCGCGGCGAGCGCGCUGGUCAACGGCGACGGCAACGCCAACAGCCGGCAGACCUCGGGCGGCGCCCACAACGGAAACAGCAGCAACCUGUGCGGCCCCUCCUCCCACUACUCCAUGGCCGGCGUCGGCAGCAAUAACGCCGUCGGCGGCGGCCUGGGCAACGGCGGCAACAGGCUCGUCGGGAGCAGCGUGUGGGGGGCGCAGCCCGCCGGGAACCCUUCCGGCGGCGGCGGCGGCGGCGGCCUGAACCCCAGCACUUUGAACCCCCUCGCCAACCACGGUGCCUGGCCCCGCAGCCCCACCCCGAACCCGGCGCCGUGCCCGGGCCAGCGGCCGCCUCAGGCCCCGGGCGCCGCCUCCUCCAAAUCAGGCGCCGCGCCUCCCCACGACGGCUGGGGCGACAUGCCGGCUCAAGGAGCCUGCGGCCCGACGGACGAGGGGCAGGGCGCUCGCGGGACGGCGGCGGGCGGCGGCGGCGGUGAUGGCCAGCAGCCCCCCCACCCUCACACUGAAUCCAACGGACCAAAUAACACUAUGAUGUUGAAUACUACUACCACCACGACUACUAACGCAACAGGAACCUCUAGUCUACCAAACUCUACCGGCGCCGGCCCCCCGGCCCCCCACGGAGAGACGGCGCGGGGUCCCGGGGCCUUCGCUACGCCCUGGGGCGCCCCCGCCCACCCGGGAGACAAGGGUCCCGCCGGCCCGGACACUGUGAACCCCCAACACCAGGCCGGGCCCCCCGCCGCUCACAAGAGUUACCACCCCGCCGGGGCCCCCCGCUGGGAGCAGGGGCCCGGCGGCAACCCCGCCCCCGUCCCGAGCGGCAUGCCCUGGGGGAGCGCUUCCAGCCCGGCGGGACAGGGCCCCCGGCCCUGGGGCGGCGGCGCCUCGUCCUCGUCCUCGUCCUCCUCCACCUCCUCCGGCUCCCACAGCAAGACCACCCACGGUGAGUGGGGCGCCAUGCCCCCCGGGAACAACCACGCCGCCACCGCCGCCGACGCCGGCGUCCGCAAGGCCAGCGCCUCCAACAACGGCUGGAAGAGCCUGGAGGACGACGCCCUGGGCGUGGGCGGCGGGGGCCCCCCCGCCGCCCCGGCGCCCGGCGCCUGGGGCCGCUCCGGCGGCAGCGAGGGCAGCGGCGAGAGCUCCGGGGGCCGCUCCGGCAGCGACAAGGACGGCCAGCCCCGGGGCCCCAACCGGCGGAGGCCCCCCCCUCCGGCCGCGGCCCCGCCGGCCCCCCCGGCCCGCGCCGACGUGGACCCCCGGGUGCUGUCCAACACGGGCUGGGGCCAGACGCCCGUGCGCCAGAACACCACGUGGGACGUCAACUCCCCCGCCAGCCACCCGCCGCCCGGCCCCCGCGGGGAGGACAGGAAGCCCGGCGGCGGGGGGUCCGGGUGGGCCGGGGGGCAGCCAGCGGCCCCCUCCCAGACCAGCUCCGGAGGUUGGAGGGAGGGACCCGGGAACUCGGGCCCAGACAAGGGGGGCCCGGGCUGGGGAGAACCCAGGCCCAACCCCGGCUGGGACAACAACAACAAGGGCGGAGGCGGCGGAGGCCACGGCGGGCGGGAUGACGCCUCGAGCUACAAAGGGGGCGGCGGCAACACCUGGAGCAACAACGCCAACCGCGACGACAGGUCCAACACCUGGACGAACGCGCCCAAGCAGCCCCGGCAGCAGCAGCAGCAGCAGCAGCAGCAGCAGCAGGGCUGGGGGGGCUGCGGAGGAGGUGGAGGCGAGGGCUGGGGCAACGGAGGUGGGGGCGACUCCUCCUCUUCCUCCUCCUCCUACCGGGGAGGGAGCAACAACCACUGGGGAGACGCCCAGAAGGGAGGCGGCGGCGGCGGCGGGGCCUGGGACGGCGACAGCGACCGCUCGGGCUCCGGCUGCUGGAGCGACCCUAGCCGCGCCAACGCCAACGCCAACGCCGGCGGCGGCGGGAACACGUGGACCGGGAGCAGCGGGGCCAACACGCAAGACCAGGGCAACCACAACCAGGGCUCCAGCAGCUGGGGAGACCCCGCCGGCCCCAAGCCCGCCCCUCAGGGUAGGGGCCAGGGCUGGGGGGAGCCGCAGAAGCACCACCACGGGAACCAGAGCUGGGGCGAACCGCCUCCCAAGACCUCCAACCCCUCCAACGAGUGGGGCAAGGGCCCCGAGCCCGUGGCCAGAGGAGGCCAGGGCCCCACCAAGCCCACCGGCUGGAUGGGCGGUCCCAUACCCGCGGGCUGCCAGAGGGAGAAGGAGGAGCCGGCGGCGACCUCUGGGUCCGGCUGGGAGGAGCCCUCCCCGGAGUCCAUCCGGCGCAGGAUGGAGAUAGACGACGGCACCGCUGCCUGGGGGGAGCCAGGGAGGAACCCAGGCAAAUACAACGCGGGCGGACCUUCAAACACGUGGAACAAGAACAGCCAAUCAGAGCAAGAGCCUAUGUCUCAUGGCCCGCCCCCAGGACACCAGCUGCACCAAUCACAGGGGCCGAUCCAUGCCCCUCAGCCGAUGCAGACUCAAGCCCCGGAAAAGACCUCUAGUGCUGGCUGGGGCGAGUACCCCGCGCACAAGGAGCCCUCCUCGUGGGGGGAGACCCCCGCCCCAGCGCCCUCUGUGUCCGUGGACAACGGCACGUCGGCCUGGGGUAAGCCCGUGGACAGCGGCGUCGGCAAGAACGGCGGCGGCGGCGGUGGCGCCCCCAACUGGGGGGAGGAGCACGCGCGGGACCAGCCCAGCGGCAGAGAGCCCGGCCCAGGCUGGGGGGGCGGCGGCGGCCAGCAGCAGAAGCCAGGCGUGAAGCCCAUGGAGACGUGGGGAGGAGACGACCAGUCCUCCAGCUGGGACCAGGAGGAGGAGGUGGAGAUCGGCAUGUGGAGCAACACGGGCGGCCAGCAGGACAGUCGCUCCCACGACCACAACACCUGGAACUACAAGCAGAAGGGCCCCAACAAGAUGCACAAGUCGGUGAGCAAGCAGGACGAGCCGUGGAUGAAGCCCUUCACCAACCAGUUCAACAACAUGAACUUUCCCAGAGACUCUCCUGACGACUCCAUGAAGCCGGGCGGCGGGGGCAUGGGGCAGGACAAGCGCAUGGACACGGGCCCCAUGGGCGACUACAACGGCAUGAUGGGCAAGGGCCACGGCCCGCGCCACCAGCUCCACAAGGACCCCCCCAUCGACCGGGGCCCGUACUACGACAAGAAUGUUAACCCCAUGCUAGGCGGCAGCAACCUAGCCCAGGGUCGCGGGCCCCAGCUCCCCCCCCAAACCAACCUCCGUAACCAAGUGCCUCCACCCAUCCUCCCCUCUCAGGUUCCACCCUCCCUGUUGAAGUACCCAGGGGGGAACGGAGCCCUGAACCCCCUGCUCGGACCCCAGCAGAUGGCCGUGCUCAACCAGCUGUCCCAGCUCAACCAGCUCUCCCAGCUCAACCAGAUCGGCCAGUUGCAGCGCUUCCUCCUGCAGCAACAACAGCAACAACAGCAGCAACAGCAGCAGCAGCAACAACAACAGCAACAACAGCAGCAGCAGCAGCAGCAGCAGCAGCAGAAAGCUCAGAGCCAGAGGAAUAUGUCCAUGGGACGGCAUGCUGAACAGACUCGUCCGAUUGGUUCAUCCCAGAUGAUGCAGCCCCCCCGCCACCUGGACCCUGUCCUGCUCAAACAGGCCGCGGCCCACAAGCCCUACCUGGACAACUACCUGACCCACAACGCCCCGGAGCUGCAGAAGGACUCGGUCGCCCUGGGCUCCUUAAGCAACUUCCCUUUAGCCUUGAACCCCAACCUGAAUGUAUCCCUGGACAUUGGUGGCACUGGAGGAGGGGGCUACAAGGAGCCCCCCCAGUCUAGGAUGAAGAAACUGUGGGCCACCGACCCUCUGGAGCAGAACAGCAAACCUGGUGCUAUGUCGUCUGGGCUGCGUCUGGAUGAAUCAUCCUUCUACGAUUUCCUGUCUUCUGGCCCCUCCCCACUGACUCCUCCCGGCCAAUCAAUGGGCUCGGUGGGCGACGGCUGGCCACCCCGUGCCAAUUCUCCCCCUCCCCACGGAAACACGGUCACCUGGCCCCCAGAGUUCCGGCCCGGGGAGCCCUGGAAAGGUUACCCCAACAUCGACCCUGAGACCGACCCCUACGUGACCCCCGGUAGUGUCAUCAACAACCUCUCCAUCAACACCGUCCGUGACACAGACCACCUCAGGGACAGGAACAACGGGCCAUCCUCAUCACUGAACACCACGAUGCCUUCUAACAGUGCCUGGUCCUCCAUUCGUGCCUCCAGCCAUAUCGGUUCCCUCACCAGUACAGCACAAAGCACUUCAGCCAGACCAGGCGAGUCCAAGUGGUCCCCAGGCGGCGGCGGCGGGGGCUCUGUGUCCAACUCUUCCCUGGCCCACGAGCUGUGGAAGGUCCCUCUGCCCUCCAAGGGUCUGUCGGUGGCGCCGCCCUCCCGGCCCCCGCCCGGCCUCACGGGGCAGAAGCCCGGCUCCGGCUCCUCGGCCUGGGACAGCUCGUCCCUGAGGCUCGGGGGCUGGGGCGCCAACGAGUCCAGGUUCACCCCCGGUUCCAGCUGGGGUGACGCUGGCGGCGGCGGCGGCGGCGGCAGCAGCUCAGGAAGAACUCAAUGGCUUGUCCUCAAGAAUCUCACUCCUCAGAUCGACGGUUCCACCCUGCGGACCCUGUGCAUGCAACACGGCCCCCUGAUCACAUUCCACCUCAACCUGCCCCACGGCAACGCCGUGGUCUGCUACAGCUCCAUGGACGAGGCCGCCAAGGCGCAGAAGAGCCUGCACAUGUGUGUUCUGGGGAACACUACGAUUCUGGCCGACUUCGGCAGUGAGGAGGAAAUCAGUCGUUUCUUUGCACAAGGGCAGUCUCUGGCCGCCCCCUCCUCGGGCUGGCAGACCAUCGGCUCGCCUCAGAGCAGAAUGGAUCAGUCCCACCCCUUCCCCAGCCGCUCUCUGGAGCCCAACCAAUGGAAUGGCAGUGACCUCCACAGCUCCACCCUCUGGGGCGGGCCCAACUAUUCCACUAGCCUAUGGGGCGCUCCGAGUGGCAACGAGGGCGGGAGGAUAAGCAGCCCUUCACCAAUCAGCUCCUUCCUCCCGGUGGAUCACCUGGCAGGGGGCGGGGACUCCAUGUGAGCUGCCUGUCAAUCACACAGGCGUUGGCUCGGGGUCAGUAAAGAAAUCCUAAGUAAUCACGCGUAGAAUUAUUUCUUUUUUUGAAAAUCUUAAAAAAAAAAAAAAAGGUAGUUAAAAAACAAUGGCACUAGUUGGACUCUCACUAACAAGAUAAUACAAACCAACAGGGCCUCCCCUGUGGAAAACAAAGUUACCUUUUCUCUCUCUCUGCACAUAUGUCCACUUUGUUUUAGCCCAAAAACAUAUCAGUCAGAAUACUUGAAUCAUGCAGGCCAAUUCUAUAAUGUGAACGGAUGGAUAUUCGCUUCCAGGUAGUGAGUGCUCUUUCAUACUGAAAAAAAAGCUUAAAUCGAUCGCAUUAUUAUGUUAUUUUUGUUUCACUCAUGUUUAUUGGAAUUCCAAUUAUUUUAUUUCAACGUUUCAUUCUUUUUUUUUCUUUUUUUUUUUGCAUUCGUUUGCUGACAAUGUUGGAGUAUGAGCUUUUUUUUUUUCUUUUUUUUUUUUAACUUUGCACUGAAUGUGUUAUUUUUCUCUCAGUAUAUAUAAUCUGCAAUAUAGAGGGAGCAGCCAGUUUUUCCAGUGUAGCUGUUUACUCAUUGAGGUCCUUACCGUGUGUGUAUACGUGUGUGUGCGCGGGUGCGUGACCAUGUACGUGUGCGUGUGCGUGGCCACACGCGUGUGUUCGCUCUCCUCUGCCUUGGCACGCCUACCUUACUGCGUUGUCGUGAUGAUCAACCGAUAGGUGAAAACGAAGUUUAAAAAAAAAAAAGCUGACGUAGGAGGGUUAUCUGAUAUUAAAAAGUGACAUUAAAAAGUAUUGCACCAAUUUUGUGUUUUAAAACUAAAGAACGUUGAGCUCUGCAGUGCACAGGACUGUAGCCGCGCUGGGAAUAGCAAGCCCUGCCUAGCCUAUUGUAUGGGGGCGGGGCCUUCCUAGCAAGCCCCGCCUAUCCUAUUGUACGUGGGUGGGGCCUUCCUAGCAAGCCCCGCCUAUCCUAUUGUACGUGGGUGGGGCCUUCCUAGCAAGCCCUGAGCAUCCUGUUGGAUGUGAGUGAGGACUUUCUAGCAAGCCCCCCUGGUGCCCCCUCUAGUGGGCAAGGAGGGGAACAGCACUUUCAGAAUAGGCUUUCAAUGUUGUUUUGGAGGUGCCACACUGCAACCUCUUGUUUACAAGACUUCGGAGGCAGAAGGUGUGUUCAUUCUUCCUUCAUUUUAAAAGAGAAAAAUGGAAUAAAAUAAGCAAAAAAUACAAAAAAAAGAAAAAAAAUACGAAAAACGUUCUACAAAAAAAAUAAAAUUACCAAAAAAUAGACAGAAAAAAACGAAUUUAAAACUGUUAUUGAGGAUGAAGACGAUGCUUUGUAAACUCUGGGAAUUCGGAUCAGUGUUUUUGGCCAUGGCGUUGGUUUUUUGAACUAUUCCUCUUUUUUUUUGUCUGCUAAAUAACCAGUGAUGGUUCUCAGGAAAUCAAGCCAGUUCCCCUGUCCCCUGUGUAGUUUAAUAAUAAUAAUAAGAAUAAACUACUACUCCUUGUAGGAAAGGAAAAUCCAACUUCUAGCACUGAAAACUACGUAUAGGUCUGUAAGUUUUGUCGUGUUUUUUUUUUCUUCUCUGCCAAAUAACUGCUUUAAAGCUGCAGAUGCUCGCCAUCCUGCUGUCCGCAACACGCUCCUUUCACCUCCCCCCCUUCCAUGUCCCCCCCCCCCCCCCCUCCCCUCUGAGCGUCUCCUUCCAUGUCCCCUCCCCUCUGAGCGUCUCCUUCCAUGUCCCCCCCCUCCCCUCGGAGCAGCUCCUUCCAUGUCUCCCCCCCUCCCCUCUGAGCGUCUCCUUCCUUGUCCCCCCCUCCCCUCAGAGCGUCUCCUUCCUUGUCCCUCCUUCCUUGUCCCGCUCCCUGAGGAGUGGCCGGCCCCGGCCCGCUGCUCGCUCUCUCGCCUGCCCUAGCUCUCGCUCAUGCCUUCUCUUGCUUCCAUGCUUUAUUUUCCUGCCCCCCCCGCGCCCCCGCCACUCGCCGACCCAACCAGAGGAAUCUGUGUGGCCUGUUUGUUUUCUGUCAGCGUGUGCAUGUGACCGAGUCACUGGCUCACUAUCAAGUGGGUGGUUUGUUCGUAAAUUCAGAGAAAAAAAAAAACCAAGAGAAGAGGCAAAACCUGUAUCUAUGCAUACUGUAACGCCUCUCGCAAAGCCCAGAGAGAGAGGCACUUUCCUUUCUUCUCUUUUUCGUUGUCUUUUCUCUUUCCACGUUUCACAAGUGUUUUUAAAAAUGUCUAAGUAUACAAUGCGAACCAUUAAUGACCUUCUUGUGAAUCGCUCUCACUGUCACAAAGUAAUGUGUUUGAGGAAAGCAAAGGUUGACAAAAAAAGAAAAAAAAAAGCUAUGAAAAAAGAAGAAAACACAGAAAAAAAAAAGGAAACCAAACAAAAUUAUUUAGUCUUGCUCUAUAUAUUUUUAACGGUGCAAAAGUCGUCCACAUUUCAUUGCCUUGAUUCUAAUUGUGUCCGAAGAUGCAACAAUAAGUCAAGUGGCUUUUACCUGUUUACAAAUAGAAUAUGAUUGUAUUGUUGUACACAUUUUUUUUCUCCUUAAGAGGGGUUGUGGAGGGGCAGCAUCUUAAACUAUUGAGCUGACUGAUCUCGUCUCUCAACUACAUACUGUGCUAGAGUAAGUGUAUGGGGUUGCUGCUCUGUACUCGAUUGUGUGAUUGUGUGUUUGUGCCUGUCUGUGUGGCAGGGAGGGGGACAAGAAAUCCAACACGAGUGAUACAAGUCAUACAACACAGACUUUACCUAGAACAGUGAUUGUUUAGUGGACAAAGAUGCACAAUAUUCUGGGGUGGGGACUGAGAAAUCAACAUUAGGCUAAGCCAUGGACCUUAAUUUUGCGAUCAUUUGAUUUUGCGAGUGUAUUUUCAAGCUGUUUUGUAGAUUUGAAAUCCCUCCCCUCCUUCCCGUAGUAGUUCUGAGUAGCUUGCGUUGUUUUUGUGUAUUUCAGUUUGAACCGUGAAUAUUCUAUUUAAGAAACCUUCCAAGGCAUAUGCAGUCAUGCGACGGGCCCUCUUGAGUAUUAGCCAGACUUGACCGUGGUGUGUGCCAGUAUUCAACCGCUCUUUACCAAAUAUAUAUAUAUAUAUAGAACUUAAUCAAUCAAAACUGAAAAGCAAAAGAUACGUUUACCUUUAAUUCCAGAUCUUGUUGCUGAACAAAUCUCUAUAUUCGUAUAUAUUGCUUGUGUUUUUGUUUUUUGUUUUGUGCGUGUUUGUUGGACAGAUUUACGAGGCAGAACUCCCCAACUAUUUUCAUCAUUCAUUAUUGCGAGUUAAACGAAGAAUCCUUGGGAUUUUGCACUUGUAGUGGAUUACAGGAGAUGGCUAACGGAAAGCUGUGUGUGAACAUGUUGGGGGUGGGACUUAUGCUAUUUACAACUAGUUAGAAGAAGCUGUACUUGAGAGUGAUUUUUCUGACAGGGUAACGCGUUUGUGUGACUGCCUGCGUCUUCGCUACGUGUCGGUAGGCUCGUUGGCAGUUCUCCAGGACUUUGUGUUUGUGUUUCUAAUGGCUGACAAUGGAAGAGGGUGGGGCCCCUUAAGCUUCAGGAGCCAGCCUUUAUAACCGGGCCCCUCCUCUGAGCCGGUCGCCUCCCCCUUUCCCCGGCAUCCAAUCAUCAUUCUCGUUGAAAUGACCCAAACAGUACCCGUGGUUUCUAAUUGCUUUUCAAAUGGUUGGUUUCUCAAAAUUGUUUUAUCCGAACUAUGUCGCUCGUCCCCAUCUUCUUAAGAGGGACAACAUUUUGGUGUGUAAUGCUAGUGUUUGGAGACUCUUGAAUUAACUGCGUAGUGUUCUCUAGAUCAGUCAAGUGUUAACAGUGAUUACCGUGAAGCCUGGGCUGCAGCUGGCCCCUAGUUUGAUGAGCGGGGAUCGCCCCAAUCACUGAGCUGGUGUUGGCCCCUUCAUUUAUUUAUUAGCCUUGGCAAUUAGUCGGGAAGGAACAAAGCCCCCCCCCCCCCCCCCAGAACAAGAACCAUCAUGUCUUUAAUGCUCCCUGUUGCAGUUGCUGCCGUCAUGUCGGCCAUCUUUAUAUCGUGUAUUGUUUUGUGUCGCUGUAGCGAUCCAACUGUGGUUCCAUACGGAUGGUCUCCAGGCCUAGUCUACCGCUGGUGCUGCAUACAACCGUGUGUGUGUGGGUGUGUGUGUGUGUUAGAUGGAGAGAGCUUGAACUCUGUCAUGCCAAAUCCAAUGGGGGGGGGUGUAGUAAAGAGAACUAGCAAGAAGUUAAAGAAAGGGAUUGAUUUUAAUGGUUGGUUCUUGUUUGGAUGUAAAUACUUUUGUUUGUGUGUCUGUGCGCUGAAGAUGCUGGAUAACGUUUAAAUGCUUGAAGACAAAAAGUCCUUGGCAAAAGGAAAAUGUGAGGAAAACCAGUUUUUCAGAUAAAUCGGGGGGGGGGGGGGGGGGGGGGGGGGGGGGGGUGUGACGAAACGCCACAAGCAAUGUACAAUCCCUCUGGGCUGCCUAGCCGCCCCUGGGGGGGGGCGACAAUACUACUUGUUCUAAUGUUGAAAUUCUCCUAUUUCCUUUAUCCUCAGAGCAGAUCUGACACAUAUUUCAGUAAGCUUUGUGCAGGCGCACACCGUCUUAUAAAGAAAGAAAAAAAAAAAAAACGUUUUAUUUGACUUAACAAAAAUGAUAAACUGUGAGUCUUGCCUGUCCUUCUCUCUCGUCAUUUUGCAGUUACACAUGAACACACACAAACCCUUAAAGCUUUAGUAUAACCAGCACAAAGACUUGGGGGGGGGGUGGGGGGGUUAUGCUCAGAGAGACUAUGCAGUGGAGUGUUACAAAAAAAUAAAAUCCCAGGCUUCCAUGUCCGCCCUGGGUUUUUAGUGUGUGCUUGAAAAAAAUCCUAUUUUAUACCAACGUACAGUUGAAUAAUUACCUUAAAACUGAAUCCUGUCGUGCCAUUGUUUGAGAAAAAUUCAUAUUGACAUUAAUAAUGGUAAUAACAUUGAGGGGUUGGGGCGGGGGACGUCAAAUCCAUGUAACCUAGCAACCAUCAGGCCAGUUGUAGCAGUAACGGCGAAAAGGUUACGAUUUGCAAAGUCCCACCCUCCCGCCUCCCCCCCCUCCCAGACUUGUCUCCUCAAUAACUGACUGAUGUGUGAAAUUGCACAUUUUCAUGACUACAUUGUUUUAUUUUAUAUAUAUCUACAUUAUAUAUAUAUAUAUAUAUAUAUAUAUACAUAUAUAUAUAUAUAUAUAUAUAUGCAAGCGAUAGAGAUUCCGCAAUCCAGUGUGUAUUCUGAUCACCUGUAAACCAGUUAUGCACAUUGCUUUGGGAGACUGUUUAAACUAUAUAUAUAUAUAUAUAUAUAUAUACACACGUAUGUAUUGAGACGAUUUACAAAGCGUACAAUGUCUAUAAUCGGGGAGAAGUUGCUCGCCUCUCGCUUACAAACGGAAAAUAAAUGGGGAGGGUGCAAAUUUUUUUUAAAAAGUCUUCCUCUGGUCAUCUUUUAAAAAAGGAAUUUAUCUUAAACUUUGGGGAGGGAAACUGCACUUUUCGAAGGACAAUCUUUCUUUGUAUGUGUAUAAACAAUUGACAAAAGAUACAAACCAUACGUCGCCUGAUAUUACAAGGUAUAGAAAAACAACUCCAUUGUGCUCUAAUUAUGAAUGUCUCCUCUGAUGCUGUUUCAUUUUAUCCUUUUUAAUUUUCCUUAUUUUGUUGCUUGGUUUGUUAAUUAUUUUUUUCUUUCUGGAUUUUAGUGCUCUUGAGAAAUCCGUACUAGGUUGUAGAGUAGUCGGUAUUAGGUCUUCUGUUGGCUGUACUCUGUAUACUGAUGAGUGUUGGUAAUCUCCUGGCCCCCAGUGGUCAGCAUACAAAGCUGUAUAACUUGGGUACAACCCUCAAUAAAGGACUAACUGUUGAGUGGC
Gadus macrocephalus (Pacific cod) is the source of this 11967-nucleotide messenger RNA. RefSeq names its product trinucleotide repeat-containing gene 6A protein-like. Gene Ontology annotation, molecular function: nucleic acid binding. Gene Ontology annotation, biological process: miRNA-mediated post-transcriptional gene silencing; positive regulation of nuclear-transcribed mRNA poly(A) tail shortening. The coding region runs from base 487 to 6042 and encodes 1851 amino acids. Lineage: Eukaryota; Metazoa; Chordata; Actinopteri; Gadiformes; Gadidae. The transcript is spliced from 25 exons. Gene Ontology annotation, cellular component: nucleoplasm; P-body. The record is from RefSeq and is a predicted model, not a curated record.